AUGGCGGCUGGACCGCGCGCCGAGGCAAGGUCUCUGGCCGAUAUCAACUACAUCGCUGCAAAUCCUCCGCAAUAUCCCCACCAUCCCGAAGUCAAAGAAUCCCUCACGCUGUACAUCUCCAGAGUCCCCGGUACACAAGAUGUGGUACUCUCUACCAUGAGGCCGCAUAGGAAAAAUGUGACAGGUGAAGACAUAGCGAAUUCUCUCUAUUACAUCCACAUGGAGCGACCAGAGGAUAUGCCACCACCCAUGCCACCACGACCAAAGAGUAAUGUGUUGAGUUCCACGAGGUCCAGUGGGGAGAGUGCUAGGAGCACGAUUCCGAGGAAGCCGUUGCCUACAUCCGCGAGAGUUCUGAGGCCGGAAAGCUUGUCGUCAACGGGGGAACCAGGUCCAGUUCCAGUGCUCUCACCAACCCCAACUCCCCAUAUCCCUCAAGAUCCGAGUUCUGGAUCCCAGGUCAAUGUAGGACAGGUGUCGUCUUUUGCCACCAAUAUUCCCCCACCGUCGCAGGCAGACCCGAGCCUCAACCCAGAGGACAUGGGGUCCGGGUGGAAGUCUCAAAAGCUUGAUAUUCGCAUUGAUACUUCGGGAUAUGCAAAGUACAGAGGGAUGCCCAGCCGGGCUGCUGCCGAAAUCCAGGCUCUCCAGGCACUCACCUCAACGGGCCAGCCGCAUUCGUUCUCACAAAUGGUGCAGAGUGGACAAAGAGCGCGCAGUGACAGUGGUGCGCGAGGGAUGGCUCCUCCCCCCCAGGACGGAUUUCACAGACAGGUUGUCAUGGCUUAUGGAGCUGGUUGGAAAGCGGGCUUUAAAAAGGCGUUUCACCGACGAGAAAGGCGGGAGAGCAUUAGCCCAGAGGGCGUGCAGUCGUCCGAAGAGCCCAGCGCACCCAAGGCAUCCCAUACCAGGCAGGGUAGCUCCUCCACGAUUGGAUCCAAUCACUCUGGGUCGGGUGAGGAGCAGGGCGGAAUCAUCACUCACCCUGGACCAGGGUUGCGGCCCAAAGGAUACACCUUUCUGUCACCGUGGGAAGGGCGCUGUGAGUUUCGCACCAGCACCAGCGGGCGCUCCCUCAAGCUCCGCCAUGUGCUCGACUCUACCACCAAGUUCCAGUUCGAUCCUCGGGAGGUGGCGCAGAGCAUCCAAAAUGCACAGGCUAUGGGCCGAUCGAGGGGCGAUGAGCUCCAGGCUGCCCUUCUGGGCACGAAACCGGUUAGUGAGUUGAGGUUCAACCUGCCCAGCGGCGGCGACUUCUUUGGGGCUCGUCGAAAUGAUGCCGACAAGGACAACCGGGCAAGCCGACUGUCGGAACAGUUUAGCAGUCUCCUGCACCAUCGAAAUACAAGGAGCAGCGACGAGGAUGAAUGGAGUGAUGAGGAUGAGAUGGAUCUUAGCCUUGGCAAAGAGAACGCUGGAGGUGGGAGCAGUGGAAAGAAGGUCAAGCUUGGGAAGCUGAUUAUUCAUGAUGAAGGGCUCAAGAUGCUGGAUCUGGUGGUGGCAGCCAACAUGGGGGUGUGGUGGACAACGUGGGGCAAGAUUGAUCAAUAA
Molecule: messenger RNA, 1551 nt
Organism: Podospora bellae-mahoneyi
Lineage: Eukaryota; Fungi; Ascomycota; Sordariomycetes; Sordariales; Podosporaceae
Exons: 3
Coding region: 1-1551 (516 amino acids)
Source: RefSeq, a predicted model, not a curated record